This is a messenger RNA of Beauveria bassiana ARSEF 2860, 1599 nucleotides long. RefSeq names its product YidC/Oxa1 family membrane protein insertase. The transcript has 3 exons. Gene Ontology annotation, biological process: mitochondrial respiratory chain complex IV assembly; protein insertion into mitochondrial inner membrane from matrix. Bases 1 to 1599 code for a protein of 532 amino acids. Lineage: Eukaryota; Fungi; Ascomycota; Sordariomycetes; Hypocreales; Cordycipitaceae. The record is from RefSeq and is a predicted model, not a curated record. Gene Ontology annotation, cellular component: mitochondrial inner membrane. Gene Ontology annotation, molecular function: membrane insertase activity.
AUGAUUCCCAGCAGAGGAAUUGCUCGGUCCUUUCCCGCGGGAUUCACCAGAGGCCAGACAACAACCCGAUUGAUCGGCCGCACAUUUGCGACACGAUCGAUUCCGAGCAAUCGAAAUGCCGCAAUAAUCUCCGGACAGGGCAUGCGCGCCAGAUUAUCUCCUGCGGCGGCUGGCAUCACCCCAUUAGCUCUCGGCAGUGUCGCUGCUAGCCGCAACCUGUCUCUCUGGGGCUGGGGCAGCAGCAGCAGCAAGACCAGCGAGCAGGCCCUCGAGGAGGCGCGCCGGGCCGAAGCAGCCGCACAAGAGCAGCAGCAUGCGGCCUCGAGCGCCGCCGACGCCGCGACCGACAGCAUCUCAGCUGCACCGCCGCUGACGGAGCCGACGACCACGGCGCCCCUAGCCAACAGCGACCUGAGCGACUUUGGCGGCGGCGGCGGCGGCGGCGGCAACAGCGGCCUGAGCGCCACGGAUCUCCUCGACUUGUCGUCGACCGAGCCGGGAUACCUGGCGGCGCUGGGUCUGGACAACGGAUGGGGCCCGACGUCGGUGAUGCAGUGGUUGCUGGAGUACAUUCACACGUCGACGGGCUUCGGCUGGGGCAUGAGCAUCGUCGCGUCGGCCUUUGCGCUGCGUGCCGCCAUGCUCAUCCCGCACAUCAUGCAGAUGCGCAACGGCGGCCGCGUCGCGCACAUGCAGGCCGACCCGCGCGCCGUCGAGAUGAACCGCCUCACCAAGGAGUCGCUCGCCGCCGGCGUCGACGGCAUGGAGAAGCGCCAGCAGGCAAAGGUCAUAGCCGACCUGCUCAAGAAGGAGUACGGCGUCAACAACGCGAACCUGCUCUGGCUGGUGGUGCAGUUUCCGUUUACGAUUGGCCUGUUCAAGCUUGUGCGCCAGAUGGGCAACCUGCCCGUGCCUGGCAUGGAGGACGCGGGCUUCCUGUGGUUCACCGACUUGACUGCCCGCGACCCGUACUUUGUUCUACCUGCCCUGGCCACCGGUCUCAUGAUUCUCUCGAUACAGAUUGGCCAAAAAUACAUGGCCUCAGCGCAGCGAAAGAUGAUGAAGCCCAUGUCCUGGGUACUGGGCGGUGUCGGUUUCUUGUUUACUAGUUUCCUCGCCGCCGGCAUCAACGUCAUGGGUAUUGCCUUUGCCGGCGCAACCCUCGCCACCUCGCUGAUUCUCGAUAUCCCCUCGCUCCGCCGCCGCCUCGGCCUCCUCAUGGGCCCGCCCCCCGAGCCCGCCUCGUCCGUCAGUGCCCGCACUUCCUCUACUGCCGCCAGCGGCGGCUCGUCUCUCUCUGAGCUUAUCCCCAAGGGCAUCCGCUACGAGGCACCCCGCGGUGCCGCCGUACCACCGCCCAAGCCGACGACAGCCCAGGAGGUCGCCAAGCCUCUGAGUUUUGCCGAGCGCGUCAACAGCAGCUUCAAUGACGCCAAGCAGGGCAUGUCGCAGCAGCUCGGCAGCUUCGGCGGCCGCAUGGCGGCGACAGACGCGGAAAAGGCGGAACGCAAUCGCAAGGAGCUGAUGCAGAAGCUUGAGGACAAGCGCCGGCAGCAGGAGCGCGAAGAGUUUAGCAGGAAAUACAAGGGCAAGAAGUAG